AUGCUAGUAGGAGAUUUCAACUCAGUCGUCCUUCCCUUCGACAGGAACCGCCCUCCCAAAGACUUCGAGGCUCGUGAGGGCGCCUCUUUUGCCAAACUCAUGGAAAACCACGCCCUGGUGGACACCUUCCGCGAACUCUUCCCCACGCCGACCAACGUCUUCUCCUUCUUCAGGAGGCAACGUCUCAACAAUCCGACACCCCCUACCUCCUCCCAACUCGACAGAAUAUACAUCUCUCGAGCUUUCACUUCAUGCCUCACUGCGAGCCCGUACAUCCAGACCCGCACGGCAAUCACGGACCACCUUUACGCCCCGCUCUGCUCGCUUAGCUUCAUCAACCCCACGGUUGUCCCCCGCCCCUGGCGCCUCAGACAGCAUCUACUGAUGCGCCCUCAUGUCUCUCAAAUCAUCAACUCCUGCCUUGCAGUCUUCCCAAGCUCACCCUCCCCAGACUCCUGGGACGCAUGGAAGCUCGAUCUCACCCUUAACCUCAAACGCUUCUCCAACCAGGAAAGGCGCCACGUCGACAGCACAGUCGCACAUCUGGAACACACCAUUGGCUCACUUCAACGACACGCUGCUCACACACCCCUGACCCAGGCCAAGGCUAACCGCCUCGAACAAGCAAGACUCCACCUGGCCCGGUAUGAAGCCUCAAAAGCCUCUGAAAUCGCGCUCAAGGCCAAGCUGAAAGUGGAAGGGCACAGGGAAAUGGGAGUUUCCUCCCUUCUCUCUGGCCUUAACUCGCGAAUCAAGGACUCAAUCAUCAGCUCCCUGACGCUACCGAAUGGACAAACAACGUCGGAUCUACCCACCAUGACAAACAUGUGCUCACACUUCUUCCAGACACUUUACAGCGGAAACACCCCUGCCACUGUAAACACGGCCUUCUGGCAACACAUUCCUCCCUCCUCCGUCCCGAACCCCCUUUUCCUACGACUCGGCGCCCCCUUCUCUCUAGCCGAAAUUGGGAAGGCAUUACUCUCUCUGUCCCGAGGAAAAACCCCCGGCCCAGACGGUCUGUCCGGGGAGCUCUUUCGGCAGUUCGCCCCACGAUUCGCACCGGCCUUUCACUCCUUGCUCUCCCCUCCACAACCUCUCUCGCGCCUACCCCCGUCCAUGCUGACCAGACGCACUGUCCUCAUCCCCAAACGGGGCGACUCCUCGCUCGUAGAAAAUCUUCGCCCCAUCACCCUCAUGAACGCGGACUAUAAACUACUCGCGCUGUGCCUUGCCAACCGCCUCCAGCUUGUUCUUCCCCAGCUCAUCCACCCAUCCCAAACCGCCUUUAUCAAACACAGGAAAAUCGGGGAUACAAUCAACGACACCCUGGAUAUCAUGGAUUGGGCAGCAUUCUCAUCUAGCCCUCUCCUCGCUCUCACGAUCAACUUCCGAAAGGCCUGCGACCUAGUCGAUCGCCCCUUUCUCCUGCAAGCCUUAGCGGUCCUGGGAAUUCCAGCUCCCUUCAUACACUGGGUACGACUAAUGCACUCCGACACCACCACACGUAUCUCCAUCAAUAACAUGCUCGGCCCCACCUUCCCAGUCCGCACGGGCGUUCGACAGGGUUGUCCUCUGGCACCUCUGCUCUUCGUGUGUGUCAUAGAGAUCUUCCACCGAUACAUGUCCCUCUUCCUCCCCGGUUUCGCUCUAUCUCCUGUCCAGCGCCGACUCAUGGCGUGUUACGCGGACGAUGUCACUCUCUUCCUCACCUCGGACACAGAGCUCGGCCUUGCAGUGAUACUCCUCGGCGUCUUUGGGUCCGUAUCUGGGGAGGUACCCAACUGGAACAAAUGUUCCAUCAUUCCCUUCAAUAUCAACCCCACCGACCUCAUACACGCCGUCCCUAUCCCCGAGUUCUGCUCCCAACUUCCGGAGGAAUUCCAUGACGACGCAACUCGCCUCCUCCCGGACCUCAUCGAGGCUAUCAAGCCCCCCUGGUGGGCUGGACUCCGAACCCCUCACCCCACCUCUGCCUCCCCGGGAGACUGGUUCAUGAUCUCGGAUUAUCACUACCCCAUAUCUCACCGCGCUGUCCAUGUCGUCGACUUCAUCCCCCCCUCUACCGUUUCGGCUACCGUCCACCCAGUCUCGCCCGACCAUCGCAUCGGCCGCACCCCACUCAACACCGGGCUGUUCCGUUUACAUGACCUCAUCGAGGUUCUCCUGGCUCUUGGGAAAUCCGUUCCGACCACCAUAGUCACCCAUUGCAUAGAGCGUCUCCCCAGGCAACUGGCGGUUGUCCGCGAGGACAAGGAAUAA
This is a messenger RNA of Closterium sp. NIES-65, 2262 nucleotides long. NCBI's taxonomy places the organism in Eukaryota, Viridiplantae, Streptophyta, Zygnematophyceae, Desmidiales, Closteriaceae. The record is from the annotation of a GenBank genome assembly.